Sitophilus oryzae (rice weevil) is the source of this 1411-nucleotide messenger RNA. RefSeq names its product lipase 3-like. NCBI's taxonomy places the organism in Eukaryota, Metazoa, Arthropoda, Insecta, Coleoptera, Curculionidae. The transcript is spliced from 6 exons. Bases 87 to 1322 code for a protein of 411 amino acids. The record is from RefSeq and is a predicted model, not a curated record. Gene Ontology annotation, biological process: lipid metabolic process. Gene Ontology annotation, molecular function: hydrolase activity, acting on ester bonds.
ACAAUGUCGCCACACGAUUUUCAAUUCGGUUUUGGGCGUUCUUAAUUUCAAGUACAUCAAUUGCAUACCCGAAUAGUGUACUUAAAAUGAUGCGUCUCUUUGUUUUGAUUAGUUUUGUCUUUCUGGUGGCGAAUGGCGCAUCCAUUCAGACAUCCGAAGAUGAAGUUGUGGCUGCAGUUUUGCGACAAAUGGAAGUUAUGGAUUCUGAAAACUACACAGUGGAAAGUAAAAUUAAGUCAGAUGGAUACCCUGUAGAAACACAUCAUGUUACCACUACAGAUGGCUAUAUUUUAACAUUGCACCGAAUUCCCUAUGGUAAAAGCAAUCGAAACCUAGGUAAAGUGGCAUAUCUUCAACAUGGAGUUCUUUCUUCUUCCGCUGACUGGACGGUUUUGGGAGAUAGCAAAGCAUUAGCUUAUAUGCUGGCUGAUGAAGGCUACGAUGUAUGGAUGGGAAAUGCUAGAGGUAACUCGCAAUCCAGAUCCCAUAUAACAUAUGACCCAGAUAAAAACACGGAAUUCUGGCAGUUCUCCUGGCAUCAGAUUGGUGAGAUUGAUCUUCCCCAAAUGAUCGACUACGUCUUGAAUGUUACAGGAGCUGACGGGGUGUAUUAUGCUGGACAUUCCCAAGGAACUACUGCAUUUUAUGUAAUGACUUCAAGUCGGCCUGAAUAUAAUGACAAAAUCAAAGUACAAGUUAGUUUGGCUCCCAUCGGUUUUAUGAAUCACAUGACUAGUCCCUUAAUGAAAAUCAUGGCCUUCUGGGAUUCCGAACUAGAGCUCUUGUUGAAUAUUAUUGGAAUGAACGAAUUCCUUCCUAAUAAUGAUUUUAUGAAAAAUGUCAUGUCAGAUGUCAUAUGCAGUGAAAACUCAAUAACUCAAUUGCUUUGCACUAACACACUGUUUGCUAUCUGUGGCUUCAGUUAUUCAGAAAUGAACACUACUCUAUUGCCACUAAUGAUGAAAUAUACACCAGCAGGAGCAUCGACAAAGCAGCUUUUGCAUUAUGCCCAAGAGGUUAAUUCAGGUCAAUUUCGUCAGUAUGACUUUGGACUUCUGUCUAAUAUGAACAAAUAUGGUUCACUCUUCCCUCCACAAUACGACUUGUCAAAAAUAACAGCUCCAGUUUACUUAAUUUACAGCCAAAACGACUGGCUUUCUGCUGAAAAGGAUGUUGACAAACUCUGUAACGACAUUGGCGCUGGUUGCAAAGGAAUGAUCCUUAUGAGCGACUUCCAGUUCAAUCAUCUUGAUUAUAUGUUUGGUAUUCGUGCUCCUACUUUGGUAUAUAAUAAAGUAAUUAGUUUGUUUGCUAGACAUUGACGAAAUCCAUCAACUAAUAGGAAAUGUAUUUAUUUAUUCAUUAUUAUAAAUUAUCCGUACUAUCAUAAUAAGACAGUUUUGUUCAUAAA